Messenger RNA from Pseudo-nitzschia multistriata, 1191 nucleotides. NCBI's taxonomy places the organism in Eukaryota, Bacillariophyta, Bacillariophyceae, Bacillariales, Bacillariaceae. The record is from the annotation of a GenBank genome assembly.
CCGAUCUCUCCUGAUCAAUCUUUUGCAGUCCAAUCUCACAACAGCGACACAACACAACACAACAACUACUACUGCUGCUGCACUCACCAAGGCUCAACCAUGGCCCCGAACGACAAUGCCUUCCCCCCGUGUGCCUGCUCGCACGGCAGAUUCGGUCUCGCCCUGCUGAUCGCGGUGUCGCAGCUCCUCCUCUUCUCCACCGCGCUGGUGGCCCCGCCGGCGCUUUCCCUCGUGGGACCCGCGGCCCGCAACCGAGCUUCCACCCCCUUGCGGAUGGGGGCGGACCCGCCGCUCUCCGACGGAAAGAGCACGGAGAUAGCCAGGCAGCUGGAACGGGCCAAGGCCGCCCUGGCCACCUCCCGCGCCAAGAUGGAAGCCCAGGAGCGGGCCGGGGAAGAAGCCGACGCGGACGACGACGGCGAAACACCCAAGGAAAGCCUGCCGUUCUUUGCUGCGGCCGCCUYAGACGGCGGCAAGAAAGACCGGGUCAUCAAGGACAAGAACGAGGACGGCCUCUUCACCACCGACGGAGACCUGAUGGCCAAGCUCUCCGAGGAGGAGCAAUGGGAGUCGCGUCCCCUGACACAGGUCUUUCARGACGAGAUCGAAAAGUCCCCGGAGGCGAUGAACAUCGACCGGGACAUCGGACAGAGCAUGUACAACCUGCGCAAAACGCUGCAGACGGAGGAUUUCACAACGAUAUUCGACAAGCGGAACCGGUUCAUCGGUGAGGCAUAGGGAGUGCGAGCAGCGCACCGCAACAGCGAUGAAGAGCGGCAUGGAUGUUGUUGGCACGGGCGGCAGCUCCAAGUCGAUGCGAAGCUUGCCCGUGGAUGGUGCCGUGUUGUUUUUUGGUGUUUGUGCAGAAGCAGGAGCGAACGUCGGUUGCCACUAGAAUCGCCGUUCGAGAAAUUUCCGGUCCGGGGAAAGACCCUCGAUCAGAACACGAAUGGCAGUCUCGAGGACUUGCCGACCCGCAGGCAACUACGAAAUAGGCCCUGCCGCAGUUUUUUUUCGAAUCUCGCGUGUUCUCUAUAACUACUACAAAGGCGAAGAACGGAUCCCUCGUUCAAUCGGGCCGCGAUCACCACCAACAUUAUCAUUCCCACGAAAUUACUCUUUUUCACACACAAAACCCCGAUUGCGUCCAGUGGGCUCCUUCAGAACUACCAAUGAAAACAAUACGCACAA